Messenger RNA from Octopus bimaculoides (California two-spot octopus), 2026 nucleotides. RefSeq names its product signal recognition particle subunit SRP54. Gene Ontology annotation, cellular component: cytosol; signal recognition particle, endoplasmic reticulum targeting. Gene Ontology annotation, molecular function: GTPase activity; GTP binding; ATP hydrolysis activity. NCBI's taxonomy places the organism in Eukaryota, Metazoa, Mollusca, Cephalopoda, Octopoda, Octopodidae. The record is from RefSeq and is a predicted model, not a curated record. Gene Ontology annotation, biological process: SRP-dependent cotranslational protein targeting to membrane, translocation; SRP-dependent cotranslational protein targeting to membrane.
CACUAACAUAUAGGAAUUAAAUAUACAGUGUAAGUACUCAUAACGACACCGUCUAGUCAUGUGACAUAACACCGUUUCUUGCUGACGAUCCACCUGGAAGAUUUGCUGACAAGUAUUCAACAUAUUCUGGGGUUUAUACUGCUACAGAAAUUGUUUUUACUUGUUUUAAACACCAUCUGCUCUCAAAAUGGUGUUAGCCGACCUUGGGAGAAAAAUUACUUCUGCCCUGCGCUCUUUAAGCCAUGCCACAGUUAUAAACAAAGAGGUUCUAGAUGGAAUGCUUAAAGAAAUUUGUGCUGCUCUUUUGGAAGCUGAUGUUAAUGUGAUAUUAGUAAAAGAACUUAGAGAAAAUGUCAGAUCUGUGAUAGAUUUUGAUGAAAUGGCAGGAGGUUUAAACAAAAGGCGUAUGAUUCAGUCAGCUGUUUUUAAAGAGUUAAUGAAGCUUAUUGAUCCUAAAGUGCGUGCAUGGCAGCCAAGCAAGGGCAAAUCUAAUGUGAUCAUGUUUGUUGGAUUACAAGGAAGUGGUAAGACAACUACAUGUACAAAGCUGGCCUAUUAUUAUCAUAAGAAAGGUUGGAAAACCUGUCUUAUCUGUGCUGACACAUUUCGUGCUGGUGCCUUUGAUCAGCUGAAGCAAAACGCCACAAAAGCUAGGAUACCGUUUUAUGGGAGUUAUACAGAAAUCGAUCCAGUUGUUAUUGCUCAAGAAGGUGUUGAAAAAUUUAAAGCUGAGAAUUUUGAAAUAAUUGUUGUUGAUACUAGUGGCCGACACAAACAAGAAGAUACUUUGUUUGAAGAAAUGUUACAGGUUUACAAUUCCAUUCAUCCAAAUAAUGUGGUCUUUGUUAUGGAUGCUUCCAUUGGUCAAGCUUGUGAAGCUCAGGCCCGUGCUUUCAAAGAAAAAGUAGAUAUUGGUUCUGUAAUUAUAACUAAACUUGACAGUCAUGCAAAAGGUGGUGGAGCUUUAAGUGCAGUGGCUGCAACAAAAAGUCCAGUAAUUUUCAUUGGAACUGGAGAACAUAUUGAUGAUUUUGAACCAUUUAAAGUUCAACCAUUUGUUAGUAAACUUCUUGGAAUGGGUGACAUAGAGGGCUUGAUUGACCGAGUCAAUGAACUGAAGUUGGAUGACAAUGAGGAACUUAUGAAGAAACUAAAGCAGGGUCAGUUCACUCUGCGUGACAUGUAUGAACAGUUUCAAAAUAUCAUGAAAAUGGGACCAUUUGGACAAAUUAUGGGUAUGAUACCUGGUUUUGGCAGUGAAUUUAUGAGUAAAGGCAGUGAACAAGAGUCAAUGGCUCGACUCAAAAAGUUUAUGACUAUUAUGGACAGUAUGAAUGAUGAAGAACUUGACAGUUUAGAGGGAGAAAAACUAUUUGCCAGGCAGCCAUCACGAUACCAGAGAGUUGCUCGAGGGGCAGGUGUAUCUGUUCGAGAAGUUAGUGAACUCUUACAACAAUAUAAGAAGUUUGCCCAAAUGGUGAAGAAGAUGGGAGGUAUUAAGGGACUUUUCAAAGGUGGAGACAUCAACAAAAAUGUCAAUUCUGCUCAAAUGACAAAACUCAAUCAACAAAUGGCCAAAAUGAUGAACCCAAAAGUUUUGCAACAAAUGGGUGGAAUGCAAGGACUACAAUCCAUGAUGCGUCAGUUCCAACAAGGUGCUGCUGGAAAACUUGGAAAUAUGUUCAACAUGGGAGAGCGUUAAUGGCAAUAAUUAGUAUAAUGAAUUGUUUAUAUAUUAUUACAUACACAACUAUAAACAAACACACGACUAGACAAUUACGUCUACAUCGUCUCCCACAUUGAGAAGAAAAAAUAAUAAAAUGUAUUUUUUUGAAACCCAAAAUUAACAGAAUAUUUCUAAUUAUUUGUAAAACAAUAUCCUUUACCAUUUCUUCCAAUACAUUUGGAUGUUUAUGAGCUUUGAUCUUGAACACCACAAAUGGUUGACUAAUUCCUAUGAAUUUGCUUAUUUAAAUUUUAGAAAUUAAAAGAUUUUUAUAUUAAAUAUAUUUGAUUCAGACUGGUA